AUGGAGAGAUAUAGCAUUUGGUACGUGCAAAAGUGUCAUCAAUGUCAAGUGCAUGGAGAUUUUAUACGGGUUUCACCGAAUGAGCUCAAUGUGAUGGGUUCCCCUUGGAUAUUUACUGCUUCUGGAAUGGAUGUUAUUGCACCCAUAGAUCCUCCCGCAUUAAAUGGGGAUAGUUUCAUCCUGGUAGCUAUCAAUUAUUUCACAAAAUGGGUCGAAGCUUCGACAUACAAGGCAGUGACUAAGAAGGUGGUAGUAGACUUUGUUCGCGACAAUAUAGUUUGUCGGUUUGGAAUUCCAAAAUCAAUCAUACCAAAUAAUGCAGCCAAUCUCAACAACGAUCUUAUGAGAGAAACUUGUGAAAGGUUCAAGAUUGUUCAUCGAAAUUCCACAGUUUACCUGCCACAGAUGAAUGGAGCUGUUGAGGAUGAAAUAAGAAUAUCAAGAAGAUUUUAA
Molecule: messenger RNA, 453 nt
Organism: Solanum verrucosum
Lineage: Eukaryota; Viridiplantae; Streptophyta; Magnoliopsida; Solanales; Solanaceae
Exons: 1
Coding region: 1-453 (150 amino acids)
Biological process (GO): DNA integration
Molecular function (GO): nucleic acid binding
Source: RefSeq, a predicted model, not a curated record